This is a messenger RNA of Protobothrops mucrosquamatus (brown spotted pit viper), 980 nucleotides long. It is a transcript of the gene LYPLA2, whose product is annotated as lysophospholipase 2. Gene Ontology annotation, cellular component: cytoplasm. Lineage: Eukaryota; Metazoa; Chordata; Lepidosauria; Squamata; Viperidae. Gene Ontology annotation, molecular function: palmitoyl-(protein) hydrolase activity; carboxylic ester hydrolase activity. The transcript is spliced from 10 exons. The record is from RefSeq and is a predicted model, not a curated record. The coding region runs from base 125 to 823 and encodes 232 amino acids. Gene Ontology annotation, biological process: protein depalmitoylation.
GAAAGAGGGAGCGCGCGAGAGCUCGAGCCUGACUGAGUCCUCCUCAGUCAGAAGCCGGGUCGGAAGAGUCGGAGCCGAGAAGAAAGAGGCGAGGGCGGCGGGAAGGUGUGAAUUGUAUAGUUGUAUGUGCGGUAACAACAUGUCUGUCCCCCUCCUUGCUGAUGCUGUGACCGUUUCAGGGACAGAGCGGGAGACUGCAGCGGUCAUUUUUUUGCACGGGCUCGGUGACACAGGGCACAGCUGGGCUGAUGCUCUGUCUUCCAUCCGGCUCCCUUAUGUGAAAUACAUCUGCCCUCAUGCACCCAGAAUCCCUGUCACUCUCAACAUGAAGAUGGUUAUGCCCUCCUGGUUUGAUUUAAUGGGGCUAAGUCCGGAUGCGCCAGAAGAUGAAAAUGGAAUUAAAAAAGCUGCUGAGAACAUUAAAGCUGUAAUUGACCAUGAAGUAAAAAACGGGAUCCCAGCCAACCGGAUCAUCUUGGGAGGCUUUUCACAGGGUGGUGCCCUCUCUCUCUACACGGCGCUCACUUGCUCUCACCAGUUGGCUGGCAUUGUGGCCCUCAGCUGUUGGCUCCCCCUGCACAGAACCUUCCCUCAGGCAGCAAGUAAUGGUGUGAACAAAGACAUCGCCAUCCUGCAGUGCCACGGUGAGAUGGAUCCGAUGAUACCGGUGCGCUUUGGAGCUCUCACUGCAGAGAAGCUGAAGGGGGUUGUGAAUCCUAGUAGAAUCCAGUUUAGAACCUACCCAAGAAUGAUGCACAAUUCUUGUCCUCAGGAGAUGAUGGCCGUGAAAGACUUCGUGGAGAAGCUGUUGCCCAGGAUUUAAGCCAAGCUAGUCAAGACUGUUGCAGGGAGAGGAGACAGAGGUCACCAGCUUUGAUCUUGAACCCUUGACCUGUUGGCUGCAAUUGGAAAGCCCUGGCAAUCCACCUCCUCACCAGUCACUCGUCUCCUUUCUCGAGCCUUCCCCUCCUGCCUGCGCU